Messenger RNA from Clupea harengus (Atlantic herring), 4298 nucleotides. It is a transcript of the gene pask, whose product is annotated as PAS domain containing serine/threonine kinase. The transcript is spliced from 21 exons. Gene Ontology annotation, cellular component: cytoplasm; nucleus; cytosol. Gene Ontology annotation, molecular function: protein serine/threonine kinase activity; ATP binding. Gene Ontology annotation, biological process: protein phosphorylation; negative regulation of glycogen biosynthetic process; intracellular signal transduction. Lineage: Eukaryota; Metazoa; Chordata; Actinopteri; Clupeiformes; Clupeidae. The coding region runs from base 69 to 3959 and encodes 1296 amino acids. The record is from RefSeq and is a predicted model, not a curated record.
UGCCCGCGCGCCAAACACUACAGACCGUGGCCAUUCAGCCUGGUACUACCACGUCAAGCAAGCACACAAUGUCGUUUCCGUGCCCUUCGGUAAAAGACCAAUGGCAGACCGGCAGGUGUGACAGUUUGUGUGUGGCCUCGAGCAAUGAUGCCGACAGAGCUUCGGCAGAGGAUUCCUUUGACCUGAACAGAUCCUAUCCGUGCGCGCGACGGCCUGGCGUCAAAAAGAACCUCUCACUGCAGCCAUGGCUAGAGAGUUCCAAGGGUGACUCCCAGAACGGUCAUAGCUCUGUGGCCACGAGAAACCUGCAGAUAUCGAGUCUGCAUCGCUCCGAUUCUCCACCCGGAUCUCCAGAGCAGAGCUCCAGCCGAUUGGAUAAUACACUGCUCAGACAGUUGGCCCCUGAGGGCUUUGGGCCAGCUGAACACUUUCUGGUGCAUAACCCAAACACGGCGGUCUUUACUGUGGACCGUAAAACUACAGAGAUCCUAGAAGUCAAUGAGCAGGCUUGUAAGCUGCUGGAGUUCAGUAUGAAUGAGCUGAUUGCCCAGAGGCUGUGUCGCAUCCUGAGGACCAGGCAGUACCAAGAGGAUGCACUGACUGGGGAGGUUCUGAAUACCGAUGGAAAUGUGGUCUCAAUUUCAGGAAAAGUGGUGGAUGCAGUGAGCAGGUCUGAAGCAGAGCUUCCUGUGUCUGUUUGGACCUGCAGGCUGUCUCAUGACCCGACCCACUGUUUGGUUCUGAUGGAGCCAGUGGAGAGAAUAACAGCUCAUGUCACCUUCUUGGAAAAUGGAAGCAUCAUCAGCUGUGACCUUGCCUUUGCACACCUCCAUGGUUACGGGCUUGCUGAUGAGUUGACGGGGCUGUCAAUCAUGGAGCUGAUGCCAUCUCUGCACGUCCCUCUCCACUGCCGACCCAUGCCCAAGAUGUACCGUGUGCAGAGACUAAGAGCCAGAGGUCGGGGAGGUACAUCUUUGCCUCUCUGUGUGAAACUGAAAGGCACAGUGGCUUGUGGGAAACCGCUGGAAGUCUCGGUCUCCAAUGGGUUCCCAGAAAGCCGAGUCGCCACAGAGAGCCAUGAUCCCAACCGCGCUUCCUACAGCUCAGCGGACCUUUGCUCGUCAGAGUCUUCCCCUGAACAUCCACAGCCUAACUCCUCCCUCGCGCCCAGUACAGGAGACAGAAAUGGUCACAGCCUCCCGUCUCCGAGCUCAGGGCUGGUGUAUUCUGGGACAGUGUGGCUGUUUGCUCCUCUCAGUGGGCUUCUUACCCUCUAUCUCGACGGAUCUAUUCAUAGUAUCAGCAACUACUUUGCCUUGAUGCUGUUCGGAUACAGGAAGUCUGAGCUGAGGGGGAAGAAUGUCACCUUCCUGAUGCCGGCGUUCUUUGAGUGGAUGCAGGGCUUCAACCACAGUACCAGUCCUGUGUUCCACCGGCACAGGGACACCUCUGACCCUGCCAGUAAUGACUCGGACCCCUGUAGGUGCUCUAGUAUCUCUAACCCUGCACCUGGGAGUGCAGUAACCCACUCCAGUAACUCUCUCCCCGUGAAAAGCAGCCAGGAAACCAAUGACCCUAACACGGUGCUGGCUGGGGACAUGGCGAUAGUCCAGCAGGCGCUGCAGAGGAGAGUCUCUGGUGGGAAGGGGAGGAUCUUUACUGGGAACACGGCCAGACUGGAGAUGCCCAGUAGCGUGCCGUCUACAUUGACCUCACCUGCUGUCACCUCCACUCAGCUUGACAGGCGAGAUGACACAGUGGAGCUGUUUAAGCAGGUUGUGGAGAUGGCGGCCCAGUGCAGCCUGAGCGAGCACACGGACAGCACCCAGGCUCUCCUGCAGACUUUCACCCUGGUUGAGUCCCAGGAGGUGUGGGGGGCUCGCUCCCCCCAGCACAACUCCAACCACCGCAGGCCCUCCAGAGACCAGGAGAAGACCGGUUCUGACUCCUCAUGCCCAGCCGGGGAGGCCAAACGGGCCCUGACCAAGCCCCGUGGCUCAUCACGACUGCAGGGAGCAGAGGGUUCGGAUACCCUACAGAACUCCAGCUUCGAGGUCAUUUCUCUGGGUAGCCACUCAUCAGGCUUCUGCGAGCAGUCGGGCGGGGGUGAGUCAGGCCCUGACCGAUUGGAUACCACACACCCACCCUCUUCCACUCCCUUUUCUGCCCCCUCCCCGGUCCCUGCGGUCGACUCGGGCAGCUGCCUGCUGGACAUCGACUCCAACGGGGACAUGCUGACCAGGGCACUCGAGGAACUAGACCUGAGCAGCAGCCUGGAGCUGCCCGGGGCCAACGCAGACCUGGACCACCUCAACCUCUCCCAGGCGUCCUGCGACACGGCGGAGCUCCUACGCACCCCCUCACCCUACGUGGUGGAGUCCGACCUUGAGUUGGAAGUGGUGGCAGAGAAGACUGAGGAGGCCAUGAACCCCAGAGCAGAGGGGGUGGAGGGAAAGAGAAGCCCCUCCCAGCAGUGGGACUCCUUCUCUAUGCAUCACAAUGGCCGAGUUCCGGAACUCCAGAGCAUUGGCGAUCCAGGUGGGCAGUUGCCAGGCAACACCCUAGCAACAUCAACACCGAAGAAGCAGCUGCCACUACCAGCCCAGCAGAACGGAACGCAGGCUAACUCCACCAGUGAGAUUCUGGAAGGAAGUUUUGAGGGGAACUGCUACCACAGAGAUGGAACCAGACUUGAGGUUCAGUGUGAGAUCAGGCGGGGUGCUCUCCCAGACGGCCGCCCUCUCUUCUGCAUCUGGCUAACAGGACGACUCCCCCUGAGCGAUCAGCAGGGGGCACCACAGAGCCCGCAGUACACAAGAAACAGCCAGACCUCCCCACUGGACGCCUCCAGCUACAGCCUUGGGGAGGCGAUUCGAGAGGCGAGCAAAGGGGAGGCUCUUCGCUCCACCACUGACCUGGAACAGUCGCAGGCCUGUAAGGGCCAGUUUGAGGAUGAGUAUCGGCCUCUGCGCGCCGUGGGCAAGGGAGCCUUCGGCUUCGUGUGGAAGGCCUGUGGGAGGGACGAUGGCAAGGAGGUUGUGGUGAAGUUCAUUAAGAAGGCCCGGAUAGUGAGUGAGUGCUGGGUGGAUGACUCUGACAUGGGCAAAGUCAGUCAGGAAAUCGCCAUUCUGGCUCGUCUGGAUCAUCCCAACAUCAUCAAGGUGCUGGAGGUGUUUGAGAACGAGCUGUUCUUCCAGAUGGUGAUGGAGAAGCACGGCAACGGCAUGGACCUGUUUGAGUUCAUCGAGCAGCAGCCAUGUCUGGAUGAGCCUCUGGCCAGCUACAUCUUCAGACAAUUGGUAGCCGCAGUGAACUACUUGGGUCAGAAAGGCAUCCUCCACCGGGACAUCAAAGAUGAAAACAUCAUCAUCAACCAAAGCUUCUACAUCAAGUUGAUUGACUUUGGCUCAGCUACAGUGAUGGAACCUGGAAAGCUGUUCUACGCCUUCUGUGGCACUCUGGAGUACUGUUCUCCAGAGGUUCUACGAGGGAACCCGUAUGAAGGACCUGAGCUGGAAAUGUGGUCUUUAGGGGUGCUGCUCUACACUUUGCUCUUCAGUGAGAACCCAUUCUGCAGUGUGGAAGAGACCCUGGAGGCCAAACUCAAGCCCCCCUUCCCCCUGUCCUCCGGACUGAGUGGCAUUCUCCAGGGGCUGCUGCAGCCCCAGCCCAGCCUGAGGAUCACCCUGGAGGAGCUGCUGCUGGAGCCGUGGCUACGCCAGCCCAUCAACCUGGCUGAGUACAGCUGGGCCGAGGUGCUGCCCUCCAGCCACGAUUCAGAGUCGCAGGGUCACCAGGAGGCUAGUUCAAGGCCUCAUGAAGAUGACAUACUGUACCACAAUUUGGGGGCUAGUCUGAUCAACGAUGACACACCGCUUGAAGACGAGCAGGAUGAGGAAGAGCACAAGUCCAUGGUUGCCUUGGAGGCAGAACUUCAAAAGUAUCUUUCUGAUGACUAAAACAGGCACUAGAGCUAAAAAGAAUCACAAAAUGUUUUUAAUGUAAAAUUGUAUUUCUGAUAUUGAGUUGUCUUUGAUGGCAAAGUGCAUUAAACUCACUAUCUGUCCAUCUAUGUAAAAUCUGUGAUGUAAUACUCUAGCCAAAGAGGCACAGGGAUCAACACUCGGGUGCAUAUGGACUUACUGGUAGUCACCAAUUUGGUGGUAGUGAAGGGUGGAGGGUUAUUGCUGCUAUAUAUUGAUGAUGAAGGUGAUCGUAUGUCAUUGGGUGAAGGACAAAGUACAUCCACUACAUGAAGUACAUUUCUGGUUGACUUAUUUGGGGCUUUGUCAACAAAA